AUGUCUUUUGCAGAAGAACGAGGCAGGCAGCCAGGCCACAUCGUCUCGACGGGACGGGGUGGCGCUGGUAAUCUCGUCGCACAUGCCGUACCCGACGACAUUGAACCCGGGGCAGAGCGUGGCCGUGAACUCUCGCCCCACCCCAACGGAGAACUUGUGCAUUCCGGCCGAGGCGGAGCCGGCAACAUCCGACCCUCCUCCCACUCCCGUACCCGUGCAGAGAUGAAGCAAGAUGCCAAGGAGGAGGUGCUGCAGGAAAAGCUCAUUGCUGAAUCUCGUGGCCGUCAAGCCGACAGUGCAUUCUCGACCGGACGGGGUGGUGUCGGAAACAUCUCUCGAAGCAGGAGUAGAUCCCAGGCGAGGACGCCCAAGGACAGCGUGGAGAAGAGGAGGGAGGGGAGUGCACUCGGGCUGGGGAGGAGCAGGACGAGGGAGCCGCCCCAUAACAGCGGCAGGGGUGGAUUCGGCAACAUUACAGAGGAGCGACCUUCUGGAGAUUCCGACAAGGAGUCUAGAGAAGACGCGUACGAGGCCAACGUGCUCGCCAAGCAUCGCACCAACGACAGCACCCACCCCCAUGCGCGUGCCACUGGCAAGGGCGGUGCAGGCAACAUCUACCAGCCCGGGCCAAACGAAGAACCAGAUCUCAAUGGAUUGAGUCUGGAGGAGAAGCAGGAGCGGGAGGCACACAAGAAGCUACAGGCCGAAGAGAAUCGCCAUUGGAUACCUGCAGGUCGAGGAGGCGCUGGCAAUAUGCAUCGUGCGUCCGAGCAUUCGCCUGCGGGAGAGGAGCGAGGCAGAGGUGCAAAUAAGGGCGGGGGAGUACUUGGAAACGUCUUGCGCAGUUUCAGUCGGGCUGCAGGCAGGGAGAAGAGUUCUGAUGGCGCUCGAGACUAG
Cryptococcus amylolentus CBS 6039 is the source of this 897-nucleotide messenger RNA. RefSeq lists its product as hypothetical. The transcript is spliced from 5 exons. The coding region runs from base 1 to 897 and encodes 298 amino acids. The record is from RefSeq and is a predicted model, not a curated record. Lineage: Eukaryota; Fungi; Basidiomycota; Tremellomycetes; Tremellales; Cryptococcaceae.